AUGGACGUGGAUCUACAUGCCGUUCUUGAUAGAGCUGGUCAGGCGGAUAGAUUAGGACGUAAGAUUGCUUAUGCUCUUCAACUCGUAGACCGUGUCCUUACUGAUUUAGGGGAACAUGCCGUGGCUAUAUCUUUCAAUGGUGGUAAAGAUUGCACAGCUCUAUUACAUCUUUACGCCGCUUUGUUAUUAGCUCGACAUACCAACAUUCCUCUUCCCACACCCCAAGAUCUCACAACUGAAGACCCUGAUCCACUUGAUCGACGAACACCUUCACCAUGUCCUGAAGUACCUAUCGAUGGACCUCCCACUACACCACCUCCAAUCUCUUUCAACCCCAGAUACGGCAUGGAUCUGUAUCGUUUUGGAGGUGGGAUGAAAGGCGCUCUAUGUUCGUAUUUGGAUUGUCAAGGUGGGAAAGGCGUCAAGGGCGUUUUGAUGGGUACCAGGAAAGGUGAUCCUAAUGGAGCACCUACCGAUCCUUCCUGGCCGAGCAUACUCCGUAUUCAUCCCCUCUUACAUUGGUCCUACGCCGACAUAUGGGAUUUCUUACUCGAGCUAAAGGUACCUUAUUGUGAACUGUACGAUCAAGGCUACACAUCUUUAGGAUCCAAACAUAACACUUUGCCUAAUCCGUUGUUGGAAGUUGAUAGAGGUUGGGAACCAGCUUGGAAACGUGGGUAUAACAUUCCUAUUUCUCCUUCACCCUUCCCCCUUCCACAAAUUCUAUAUCUCGUCUUACUCUUUUCCAAAUGUACCCAUCGAGGAGCAAAUUCACGUUCAAAACCGAUGAACUAA
This is a messenger RNA of Tremella mesenterica DSM 1558, 795 nucleotides long. RefSeq lists its product as uncharacterized. Gene Ontology annotation, molecular function: FMN adenylyltransferase activity. The record is from RefSeq and is a predicted model, not a curated record. Gene Ontology annotation, biological process: FAD biosynthetic process. The transcript has 4 exons. Bases 1 to 795 code for a protein of 264 amino acids. Lineage: Eukaryota; Fungi; Basidiomycota; Tremellomycetes; Tremellales; Tremellaceae.